Messenger RNA from Aureococcus anophagefferens, 846 nucleotides. RefSeq lists its product as hypothetical. The annotation marks the transcript as partial. The record is from RefSeq and is a predicted model, not a curated record. NCBI's taxonomy places the organism in Eukaryota, Pelagophyceae, Pelagomonadales, Pelagomonadaceae. The transcript has a single exon.
GUCAGCAAGGCGCCCGCCAAGGCGGCGCUCGCGCCGACGGAGCACGACGUGCCGGCGGUCAUCGUCGGGUCCGGGCGCAUCGGGUCCAUGCUCAAGUCCGACGGCGACGCGGUGAUGACGUCGAGCAGCGGCUGGCCCGCCGACGCGCCGGAGAGCGGGCCCAUCUACGUCUGCACGCGCAACGACGCGCUCGCGUCGGUCGUCGCGGCGGUGCCCGAGGACCGGCGCGCGGACCUGUGCUUCCUCCAGAACGGCAUGCUCGGCCCCUUCCUCGAAGGCCAGGGCCUCGGCGACGCGACGCAGGUCCUCGUCUACCUCGCGGUCGCCAAACUCGGCGAGACGCCCACGGACGGCGUCACGGACGCGAACCCCGAGGGGUUGACGGCGGCGACGGGCAAGUGGGCCGACGCCUUCGCGAGCCGCCUCGCGCUCAAGGAGCUGACGUGCCACGUCAAGGAGGGCGACGCCUUCGCGGUCGCCAUGCUCGAGAAGCACGUCUGGAUCUGCGCGUUCAUGCUCGUGGGCGCGACGCACGGCUGCAGCGUCGGCGACGUCGAGCGGAAGCACGCGGCGGAGUUCGACGCCCUGGCGGCGGAGCUCCUCGACGCCGGGGCCGAGGCGCUGGGCGUGGCCGUGCCCGCCGGCGCGCCGGAGCGGCUGAAGGCGUACGCGCGGACCGUCGCGCACUUCCCGACGGCAGUGAAGGAGUUCGAGUGGCGCAACGGCUGGUUCUACAAGAUCACGAACGACGCCGUCGCCGCGGGCAAGGAGGACCCCAUGCCCCUCCACACGCAGAAGCUCUACGACCUCGAGCUCCCGCUGCCCGUCGCGUGGAUGGCGCGGUAG